UUAAUUUGUAAAAUAUGGCUGUUGUUACACUGAUUUGUCAGGGCUGCCCUCCCCCCAAACAAAAGUUGUAUCUCGGUCUUUGCCUGGAGUCACAAUAGUAGGGAGGGACCAGUAGGCCUAAGGGGUGCCCCACUUUUCCCAUGAAGAUAUUCUGCGGCCUGUUUCAAGUAUUUCUAGAUUACAUUAUUCCAUUUUUUACCAAAGUAUCAAGAAUCGUUGUUAAACAGAUGCAGUCGUGUGAUCAAUUCAUCAUAGAUAUGAUAUUAUUUUAAUGAAAAGGUAUCUGGACCAAGAAGUCUUCUAACCUAAUUACAAUUUGAACUGCAAUAGGUUACAUUUUAUAAUCUUAACGACGAAAUAACAACAAACAUCAAACGUUAAAACGUUGAUUUAAAGAAAACAACGAUUGUUAGACUAAACUACAAAACGAACGAUUAAGGUCUAGGUAUGUUUCGAACUUGAAAACCAACAUGGUGCAUAGUUUUAUUUUAAUAUAACAUUAUUUGAGAUAAUUAAUUUAUAUCGGUUUAUAAGCAGGGGUGACAAAAUGCUAAAUUCUAUGUAAAAAAUAUGAGGGUUCUUGGAAACGGUUAGUGCAAUCGGCAACCUGAACCAAAUGACGAGUACAACCUCUUUCUUUAUAAGAACAAUUCUAUAAGAACACGAGCCUCAAAAUUGGUCAAAAGUUAGUAACAAUAGAACAUGCUGCGGCUGAGCUACUGAAAUAUGCAAUUUUUAACAACGUUUAUCACAAAACGAGGAUUUUUAGCCAUGUGCGGGUGCAUCUUUGGUGAAUAAUCAAACUCAUCGGCAAAUGAAGGUUGUCUCAUUCACUUUUCUGGCAAAUGAGGCCAGAACACCUCCCUAGAGCAAAAAAGCUAGCAAUUGCACUGCUUACAGCCUAUUAAUUUCAAGAACAAAUUAAGAACAAUCUAGCCUCAGAUUUUCGGAAAAAUUAAGAACAGUCAGCUUGAACUUAAAUUUACUGGUUCUUACUCAAAAGAGUGUACACAAUUAAAGUGCUUUUCGUUGUUUUCAGAGAGGUUAACGUCCUCUUUUUUUUCAUUGUUACCCAGGUCUGUCACUGUUUGACUGUUAUCUGAAUUCCAAUUUCCGCAAAUAUGAGGUUUUCAGAAAUUGCGUAAAUUGUAUCAAAGGCAUUAGUCUGAUACAGUUGCAAAAAUAGUCGAUCAUUUUUAGAUUGAAGUCGGCAUACAAUUGUGUAUUGUUGCGAAUGUUUACGUGUCUGUGGCUGUGACCUACCUUUAAUGCCAUGUCUAAAAAUAGAUUGCAAUAAUGAAGUCAUUCUUUGUACAUAGAAAUGGGCCUAAGACACCUGAAGAAGUUUCUAUGACUUACUUACACUGAUAACUAUUGUUGUGCCUGUUUGAUCCUUCAUGGGAACGAAUUCAGUUUGAGCAGAGUAACGUUGGAUUGGUAGAUAUCAAAAAAUUCACACGCUCUUAAAUCUUUUCAAUCCUCAUCCUUCGUAUGGCCUAAUCAGAGAUUCCGUGACAUUCAAUUUAGCUUCAAUUAUGUUUUCACACCGCAGUGAUUUGAUUUUAUUCAUUGACUCUAUUGCCUUGAUCCUUCGUUGCAAAAGUUAUCUGAUCUCCGGAAAAUAUCGCUUAUUCAACUACACCAAUAUAUCACGAAAUUUCAUAAUGCAUUUGUACAAGGUGAAUGAGAAGAAGUUUCCUCACGAUGUAGGGUAAUUUGUUGAUAUCAAAUAAAUUCAUUGCGGUUUUUUAUGUUCAGUGUUUCUGCAGGACAUUACCAAGGUAUAAAGGGGCCCUGAAGACAGGGGGCCGGGAGAGACACCUUUUUUGCCAAAGUGGUGUACGUAGGUAAAAACUUUCGUUAUGCGUCUAUAACACUUUUAGAUUUUUUUCAGUUACUGCUUUUAGUGUUUUGAGAAAACUGUGCUAUCCUAAACAUUCGUUUUCUAAAAACUAGGUGGAAAUUGAGACUGGCUGUUCUCAAUUUUUACAAAACUUUAGGGCCUGAUUGUUCUUAACUUGUUCUUAAAUUAUUAGGGUGUACGAAGUGCAAUCGCUAGCUUUUGUGCUCAAGGGGAGUGUUCAGGCCCUAUUUGCUAACAAAAAAGGAGCCACUCUUUAUUUGCCGACAUUGAAAAUUCACCAACGAAGCACCUCUAAACAUUUCAAGCUUUGAUGCUCAUUUCUGAAUGCGAGCAUUUUGUUGCUAGUUUUCGCAUGUUGUUAUAGGAUAGAUUGGAUUAUUGUGCAGCUUACUUUAAUUGAAUAAGUAAUUGUAAAUUCCCAAGAUUCGCCGCAACGGACAACGCCCUCGUCGCACAAAGUGGACUGUACAGCAAUCUCGCAAGUCCGAAUGCAUUGCAUUUUUCAAUUCCUUUUUCGGCGGCUGGCAUAAUUGAGCCAUGCUCCUUCGCAGCGGAUGUUUAUUUUUAAAAGGAACGUUGCAAGGGUUGUUGUUUUCACAUCUUCUAAAUUUCGAAAUUGCUAGGUCAGUUUGGCACAUUGUCUGCCUGUCUCCAAAAAAAUAUUCGUUUUAAUCGCCCGGCAAAUUUUAUAUGACGUUAAUGGGUAUGUUUUUUAUCACCUACCACUUUGAAAUAGUCGCAGUUCUUUAUCCCAAAGAGCUUGUCACCCUGUCAGAACGUAAAUACGGCUUAAGAUUGAUUUCAUGGACUCAAUGUCCUGGCGUGGCUUGAAUUAUAAGUUGGUCAAUCCAUGGGCACUCACUCUUUUUCUUUUAAGAACAAAUUUAUAAGAACACAAUCCUCAAAAUCAAUAAAAAUAAAGAACAAAUUAAGAACAUUGUGAUAUCAUUGUUAUUGAGGAUUUGUCUUUGUAACAAGGUAUAUGUUUUACUAAUGUUAUUAUAAUCUAUAAAUGCCAACCCUUGUAUUAGUUAUACACAUCAAGUGUUGAUCCACAGAAGGGUAUUGUCUUGUUACUGAAUUUUUUAACUAAAAUCCUAAUAAUUUUCGACCGGAUUAGAGUAACAAUCUAGCCACUAAAUUGUGGGCCAAAGUUUUCAGUCUGAACCUCAAUUUACUGGAUCUUAUAAAAAGAGUGUAUGGUCCAUUUUAUCGGGGGAAUGCUCAGAUAAUUUUUUUCUGUGUUUUAUUGUAUAUGAAUUUUUUAUCAGCAAUUUUUCGCAUUUUUAUGACCAUGGUGCUUGAAAGGAAUGUUAAGGGACAAUAUAUAAUUCAGCCUUUUAAGAAAUUAUGGCAAACUUUUAGAAGAUGUAGCUCGAUCUCUAAAACUCUGACCUGAUAUUGUCAUACUGACCAGGUGUUCUGUUUUUUAUGUUAUGUUUCAUUUUUGUGUGUUAUUUUUGUUGUUGUAAAAAGUAGCUCAUUAGCUCUUUCUAUUUAAAAAACCUAUAAAGAAACUUCGACUUCGUUUUGGUUUUUAAUUUUGAAAAUAUAACUGCUCAGUUUUAGGUAUUUUUUGUUCACGUCGACUGUUUAGGAAUAAAGAAGGUUUUCAGUCAUUCCUGAUAAGAUGAAUUUUUUAUUAUUUCAGCAAAUAAGGCAAAGGUAUUUUAUGAUUUGCUGAAGGUAUUUUAUGAAAUGAAAUGCUUAUACUGCUAUGAAAACAUGGCCGCCAUUUAGCAUUUUACGUGAUGAGCAAUAUGAUCCCAAUAAUUCAAGCUUUAAACGCGGUUUUCUCAUAUGGUGAUGCUUCGUCAGUACCAGCCGGUUUUUUUAUCUGCAAAGUGACAAAAAACAUUGCAAUAUAUAGCUGUCAGCCUCUCUUUAUUUCUUAAGGACUUAUUCUCCUAGUGUAUUUCGUCACGAUCCCCUGACCUCUACACGGGGCAGUUUUCCUUAAUUUGUCGCUGUGAUUAUAAAUGAAGGACUUUUUCAGGCUAAAACUGUUUUUAGUACUUUUAUCGUGCUUACUCAAAUGUUUCUAGGAAAAAUUUUUGGGUCCUAACCCCCUUAAACUCUGAGAUUGCUGAUUUACAUGCUUUUUAUUUAUAAGAAACCCAGUUCGUGGCCUUGCUCUUAAAGUUCCUUAUUUUUGGACCUCUUUUUAAUCGAAUUGUAUCCUUAAUAGUUCCUAAAUUCAACUGAACAUAUAAAUUGUAUAUAGUGCAUUAGAAUUCUGUACAAGUCUCGUUAGAUUCCAAACUGUAGCUAGAAACAAGGUGAAGUGGAAACUCAAUCAAGAAGGAAAAUGAAACACUCGCAAUUACGCAAUGAAGCACUAUUGCUACUUUGAUAGCUACCUUGUGUCAAAAUUUGUGUCAUUUUUUAACACCAAAUGAAUGGAACAGGCUUCUUUUUUUUGAUUGUUUGCGAUUAUGAAAAUAUUCAAAAAUGAAAAGUUCCGAAUCUGCCAUGGAGGAAAGCUAAUUGCGCUUAGCCCCCUUUCUAAGAUUCAGGGAGAUUUGUGGAGCUCAGCCCCCACGUCAUAAGCGAGCGUAUUUUAGGUUUGAAUAAUUAUUCACAUGGCAAUGUUAGCUUACCCUUUACUAUGCUAUUCACUCUUUUUUAUAAGAACGGUUUUGUAAAUAGCCCUAGUUAUUGACGUUACGGUCUCCUCCUUUGUUAUGGUCUGUGACCCAGCCCAUAAGAAUACGCGACCCGAAGUUGAUGAAAAGUUAAGAACAAAUUAAGAACAAGUGAGCUACUGUAAAAUGUAAUUUUUGAACAAUAUCGUGAGAUCUCUUGAAAAAUCUUAUCACAGUAACGAGAAGAUUUUGCCAUCUAGGGGUGCUUUAUCCUUGAAAUUUCAAAUGACUCAGUCAUUUUGUUAGUAAAUGGGGCCUAAGCAUUCUCCUUGAGCACAAUAGCUUAUGAUAGUGACUGCACUGCUUAUAUUUAAAAACAAAUAAAGAACAAUCCAGCCUCAAAUGUUUUGAAAAAUAAAGAACAUCCAGCCUGGACUUCAGUUUACAGCUUUUAAUAAAAAAAGAUGGUAGAUUUUCCUUGAAUGGACCAUUUCUUAUUGGUAACGGAAACUGGGCAAUUGGAGGCAAUGAUGAGCUGAAGAAUAUGGAGGUCUAAUUCGCAGAAAAUAACCUAACAUAUGCUGUCCAGCAUGGCGAAAAGAAGAAAAAUGAUAGAUAACAAAAUACUACGCCCUAGCAAUUAGAGAGUAGAUAUGGGUGUGGUGCCUAGAAGUUGCCUUCGGUACAGCCCCUCACCAUAAUCUUUUAGGAUGGCACCCCUGCGUAUAACAGUUGUCUGCAUCUUUAGUGUUGUAUGAAAUGUGUUGUUGGGGCAGCUCCUAUAUUAGAAAGAUGGAAAAGGAGGAAAAUAAGGAAUUUCAGCCAGAGGAAAACGAGCUUGAUAUGAAUUGGAGCUGUGAAAAUUGGGCGACGAAGACCAGCGUCGAAUCUUUCGACUUGCUUGUAUGUGUUCGUCUGUUUCUCUGCAUCCACUUACCUCGCUUUUUCAUACCGUCACUGCUUGAUUUCCGAGGGUUUAAAAGUCGGGCGCCUAAUGGGUAAUCAUUUUGCUUUUAGCGCCGGUCAUUUCCAUCUAGAGCGCAAAUACUGCAAAUGACGUGUUUAUUUAUACAAAAAGAGUAAGCCGCUUAGCUCGCUGAACAUGAAUCAAGUUGUUUAAGAUUUAUCUCGCCAUGACCCUUGCACUGCAGAAAACCGCUAUUGAUCACCAGUAGUGCGUGGACACUUAUAAAUCAGAACAACUCAUACUAACGGCAGUUGUUAUAUUCGUGCGUUUGGUGCAACGAGACGUAUUGCUGUUGAUAUUGAGACUCGAGUUGCCUCUUUCUCCAGCCACGCCAAUAGACAGAAAUUUCCACACAAUCCAUCGUUGGAGUUUUCCAUUGCCUGAGGGAGCAAGUGUAUGUUACUAUUCCUGAUUCCAGGAUGAGGUUCUUUCGUUCCCAGAAAACGAUUAUUCCGUACGAGUUAUUAAGGCAAGCAUCAGGCAGGAAAGUUGAGAAUCAUACUGGAAGAGGUAGGAUGAGCGAUGACAAGGACAUUGUACUGUGCCCGUUGCAUCAAGGAGGCUGCGCUUUCAAGGGCACAAGGAAGCUGUUAGAAGAUCAUAUGCGAAAUGAUUUGGAAACGCACUUGUUUCUUGCAUGUAAAGUGAUAAAGGAGCAAAAUGGCUUGAUUGUUGGCUACAGAGACCGCCUUAAGCAGGAGGAAUCAGAAAGAGCGUUGAUACACCAGAAGCUAGAUAACUUAGCUAAAGAUUUUGAAAGUCUUAGGGUGCGUUACGAUCAAGACAAAGAUGAACGGGUAGGCGAGGGUAAGAACGUCUCUGACAAGUUGGAGUUGCAGCGAGAGUAUCAAGCUCAGGUUAAUGAUGAACUGAGGUUGCAAAUACACGGAAUUAAGAGUAAGAUAGAACUGGGCAAGGCGCAAGGCAACGAUAAGACCAGUCCCAUGAAUGUUUCUCCUUUAUUUGUGAAGAAGAACGACCACGAGCGCAAAAGGCUGAACUCGGAGGACUCGCCAGGAUCGUCUUUGAAUUCCCUGCUACAUCGGUCGACCCAUCAACGCGCUGAGUUAGUUUGGCGAAUUAAUGCUUUCUCUCGAAAGCUGAGGAAAAUCCAGUCUGGCGCUAACGAGGACCCUUUUAUUAGUGAUCCGUUUACAACUGGCCCAUACGGUUACCGUGUUUCAGUUUGGGUCUACUUGAACGGCCGGGGAAAAGGUGCCUCAAAUAGCGUAUCGAUAUAUGUGCGGGUAAUGUGUGGCGAAUUUGAUCCAGUGCUCGUUUGGCCAAUAAAACCCACCUACACCUUUAUGCUUUUGGAUCAAACGGCCGACUCAUCGCAGCGACGUCAUCAUAUUCGUGUGCGAGAUCUAAGUGUGAAACACGGUGGAAUUGACCGACCAAAGAAAGAGGACAAAUCAGUCAUCGUUGGAUUCGAUGAUUUUAUCGUGCACGAGGAUCUAGAGAAGAACAAUUAUUUGAUUGAUGAUACAGUUUUCAUUCGUGUAAUAGUGGACAUUCCAGAACAUUAAUAAAUUUUUUAGCUUUCAAUUAGAAAAAUUUUGCAACACUGUUUAAAGACUUACAACUUUUCAACUGUAUUCGAAAAGGAGACGGAUGUAGCAAUAUUGACGUUUUGUAUUUUGUCUCUAUUGUUGAUUCUUUAGAUAAAGUACGAAGCGAGCAUUUCAUCUUCGGUUGCCGAUGUUUUUCAUUACUUAAGUUACAGUGUUGCUUUGAAAGGGUCCCAUAAUACAGAUGUCAAGACGAUUAACAACGGGAAUUCUCAUAAAUUCGUUUUCUCUUUUGUUUCUAGUAUAGAAUCGUUGACAUGGCAUCUUUUUAUGCCGCCAAACUGCCCAUAGGACUUAGCAAUGUAAUGUGAAUGUGAUAGGCAUUCUGAGUUCUUCUACGCAUUUUCUAUGUAUUAUUUUACGAUGUAGGAGCUUAAAUUAACUGAUCUAUUCUGUGAGCCAUUGGCUUUAGGAUCAAUCAUAUAUUGAGAUCAUAAAUAUGGUUUUAGGUAACUAAAGCAUCAAUUUUAAUCCACAUAUAAAAUUUGCCACACCGAUUGCGUUAUUGUCAUUUUCCUAGACACUACAUUGUAAAUAAUUAGCGAUGGUCAUCCACGAUGAUACGGCAAACUCUCUUGGAAA
Rhopilema esculentum is the source of this 7569-nucleotide messenger RNA. Its product is annotated as TNF receptor-associated factor 5. Lineage: Eukaryota; Metazoa; Cnidaria; Scyphozoa; Rhizostomeae; Rhizostomatidae. Gene Ontology annotation, molecular function: ubiquitin protein ligase binding; tumor necrosis factor receptor binding. Gene Ontology annotation, cellular component: plasma membrane signaling receptor complex. The record is from RefSeq and is a predicted model, not a curated record. Gene Ontology annotation, biological process: regulation of canonical NF-kappaB signal transduction.